Cloeon dipterum is the source of this 3189-nucleotide messenger RNA. Its product is annotated as zinc finger protein 433-like. The record is from RefSeq and is a predicted model, not a curated record. Gene Ontology annotation, molecular function: zinc ion binding. Bases 100 to 2850 code for a protein of 916 amino acids. The transcript has 8 exons. Gene Ontology annotation, cellular component: nucleus. Lineage: Eukaryota; Metazoa; Arthropoda; Insecta; Ephemeroptera; Baetidae.
AGAAACUGGCUAGAGGGAGAGUGGAGAUCAUAUGUUUGAGACUCCUAGCUCCAAAAUUCCGGCUAUCAUGAACAAUGGCAAAACACCAAUUAUUCUAAGAUGGCAAAAUUAAACGAAGAGCUUUUUUGUUCUGUGCAGACAUGCAGGUUCCACCUACCAGUAGAUCCAAACGAUCUGUCGCUGCAACACCUGCUAUUUUACUACUUCCCAGAAGAUGAAUACAUGCGUGGUCUCUGGGGAGAAAAAUGCGGCAUAAAUCCCACUCCAGGGAGCAGGAUAUGUUCCAUGCACUUUGCAGACCAUGAUUUUGAAACCAAUCAUUCCGAGUUCCUAAAUUAUGCACCGAAAAAGGUGUUAAAAAAAGAUGCUGUACCUUCUGUAAAUUUACCGAGCAGCUUGCUUUGUGGAACUGUUGUCAUAUUAAAUCAGCAAAUUGCUGGAACUGUCCCUACUGUUUCUGUGGUUUCACACAGAGAUUGGAGUCUAGAUAAAAAUUUGGCGGAGGGAAGCACUUUGAAAUUGCACGUGAACAAUACCCUGAUCUCAAACAGCAAGCCAGCUGAAAUCUGGGAACUUUGCCGGAUGUGUGCUGGAACUUGCGAAACUAUGAUACCGAUUUUCAACGAUGAUGGGACUGAUAAAGAUAACAUUGCAUUGAAGUUGAAACAUUCCUUCUCCAUAAACGCAAGUCCCACUGAUACCCUCCCGCUUCGCAUCUGCGCUCAGUGCUUGGUAGACCUCAAUUUCUGCUAUCAGACUGCUCUGAGGUGUGCUGAGGCCGAUGCGACUUUUAGGUGUUGGUUGGUAGAAGCUGAAUCUGUUGACGCUACUCCGGACGAUGGGAACGACUGGCAGCUUCACGAUGAGGUUUCAACUGAAAUUUCUGAAACAGCCAGGCAAGGUUGGCAGAGACAUGAUUUAGGUGAAUCUUGGAACAGAGUUGAAGAAGUCCAGCAACUACACGAAGUAAACAGCACACAUCUCUCGAUAUCAGAAACGGAAUUACUCAAAGAAAAAGGCAAUGAGACUGUUUUGGAGGAACCUGAGAUGCCUCAGACACAACUAGAUUGUGAAGAAAAGAACUUGGUGUCAAGCAAAGAUGAUGUUGUAAAGAAGACAAUUGAAGUUGUAGAAAAUUUGGAGAAUGUUCCUCUACGGGAUAGGCUUAGGAAUAAGGGUCGGAAGAAAUUAGCCUCACACGUCAAAAUCAUUGACAGUGAAAGUAUACAGCCUACGCAGGAAAGAUUAUCUUCAAACAAGCCUCAAGAGGAAUUCCAAAAGCAGGAAGUCGUGAACAACAUUCCAUGUUCGGAGUGCAAGGAGCAAUUUCUCUCAAUGAAUGCUCUAAAAUCUCAUAAUGAAUCGGCUCACAGCAACCUCAAGUCUCCCUUUGUCUGCUUGGAUUGUGGCCAAAAGUUCAUCUCUAAAGCUACGUUACGUGUUCACAUGAAAAAUCACACAGGUAAAAAGAUCACCGUCUGCGAAAUUUGCGGGAAAACGUUUCGCACUUGCGAUGCCCUUCGGCAACAUAAGUUUGUACACAUGACUGACGAAGAGAAGAAAAGUGUUGGCUUUCCUUGCACAAUGUGCGACAAGAAGUUUUCCAGACGCACCAAACUUGAGUACCACAUGCGCCGACACACAGGAGAACGGCGCUUCAUCUGCACGAUCUGCUCCAAGUCAUUCCACGACUCAGUUCGCCUGAAAGCACACACCGAGAGACACAGCACAGAAAAGAAGUUCAAAUGUGACGAGUGCGGAUCAGGCUUUGUCUGCAAGAGGUACUUAACGAAUCACAAAUCACGCUACCACCGAAGAAGGGAAGUGUUUCGCUGCUGUGUGUGCGCGGUAGUGCUUUCCACGGCCGAGGAGGCCAUGGUCCAUCAUCGAAGUCACACUUCGGAGGAAGUUGCUAAGAGUGGUACGACCAAUCCAUACACCCAGUCCUUUGAUCACCACUGCAGACAGUGCUGCGAGUACUUCCCAAGCAAGGAGCUGCUGAGCGCGCACAAGGCUAAAGCGCACGUUAGGGGCCGCUCUGCUAAAGUGCAGUCAACAGUGGACAUUGCAGAACUCAUCAAACAGGUCGAUUGCACGGUCUGUGGCAAAAAGCUUUGGGGCGUGGGAAGUUUGAAACGGCACAUGAGUAGUGCACACGCCAGUUCCAGACCUGAGCGAAUUUUCCAGUGUGAGUUUUGCGCCAAGAUGUUUGCCCAGAAAGCGCAGCUUGUGGUUCACAUUAGAACGCACACUGGAGAGCGUCCUCACCGGUGCUCGUUUUGUGGCAAAGGUUUCAUCACGGGCCAAAGUUUGAUCAAGCACGAAAGGAUACACACGGGCGAAACUCCGUUCCACUGUACUCAAUGCCCUAAGGCCUUCCGGAGUAAAGAGAAUCUCAUAUUGCAUCAAAAGACGCACUUGGGUUUGAAACCAUUUGAAUGCCACUACUGCCAAAAGAGUUUUGGCCGCCAAAUUCACUUGCAGCUGCACCUGCGCACACACACUGGAGAGCGGCCCUAUGCCUGCGAUGUCUGCGGAAGGGCUUUUGCUCAGGGUGGAGACAUGAGGCGCCACAAACUCACACACACUGGCGAAAGGGCCUACAAAUGCAGCGUCUGUAGCUUUUCAAGCAACAAAAGAAAGACUUUGAGGGACCAUGAAGCAUCAGCACACGGUAAACAGCAGGAGGUGGCGGCCCCGCUAGCUACAUUUCCCAUGCCGCCAGUAAAUAAUAAUGGAUCUUCCACAAUGGCCCCAUAUGAUUCUCAGCAACUGACUGCAACUGAACAGCAAAAUCCAGUCUUGUUCUUGAACCCCUCUGAUUUGCCGAAAAAUUGGGGCGAUAAUUAAAUGUUGUAGAGACAACCAAAAAUUUUUAUUUUUAGGUAAAUCUGUCUUCAUGUAGACGUUCUGCUUUUAUAUAUUUAGCAAAUAUGUAGUAUUAAGAUAGAAAAGCAGUCUUAUUCGUUAAAGUGACAAUAUGAAGCUGAAUUGACCAUGUUAUUGUGCUUAAUAUUAGCAUUAAAGAGAUUGUUUUGCCUGAAUCAUCAAGCAACCUGAGGAUUUUAUUCAGUGAAACACCUGAUGUUCUUUUUUCACAUGAGUGUAUUCGUAUUCAAUGGCUUAAACUAAGUUUGUUGCUUACAAGAAUAAAAGUUAAAAAAUAAAUGGGCCACUCACAAAAAUCAA